Messenger RNA from Lasiodiplodia theobromae, 4365 nucleotides. RefSeq names its product Sensor histidine kinase response. Gene Ontology annotation, biological process: phosphorelay signal transduction system; phosphorylation. NCBI's taxonomy places the organism in Eukaryota, Fungi, Ascomycota, Dothideomycetes, Botryosphaeriales, Botryosphaeriaceae. The transcript is spliced from 4 exons. Gene Ontology annotation, molecular function: phosphorelay sensor kinase activity. The record is from RefSeq and is a predicted model, not a curated record. Bases 1 to 4365 code for a protein of 1454 amino acids.
AUGGGGUACCAGCAGCCCGAGCCCGCUGCCCAGCCCGUCGCCGUCUGCACCGACAGCAGCCGUGCGAGAGAGCUGUACAAGUACUUCCAGCCGCCAAACACCGUCUCAGUCGCGCGCUCCGCCACCCCGGACACGGUCCUCACUGCGCAUUGCCAGCUCAUCGCCUGGCGAUUGGACAUCCAGCGCGCCAUCAUCAGCCUAAUUGACCGCGAGACGCAGUACUUUGUCGCCGAGAGCACCAAAACACUCGACCUCGCCAACAGCGAUGAAUCCGAGCAUCCGGACGAUGCAGUCUGGGCCGUUUGCAAGAGCGUACCCAAGCGAGGUCGCUUAUGCGAGCAGACGCUGGAGCAGACCCCAAGCUCUGAUGGCACGCCUGCGUGCUUUGAGGUGACAGAUCUGUCCAAAGAUGCCCAGUACAGUUCGUUGCCAUUCGUGGCGGGCGAGCCGCACUUCAGAUACUACGUGGGUGUGCCGUUGAGGACCAAGAAGGGCAUUGCAAUUGGCUCUCUCUUCGCCAUGGACAUCAAACCGCGUGAGCCGCUCAGUGCUUCUGCCAGGAAAUUUCUUACAAUCAUGGCAAGUAACGUAAUGGAGCAUCUCGAGCUCAUGAAGGAGAAGGAGGACCGGAAACGCGCCGUCAACAUGAACAUGUGCCUCGCAGCCUUCGUGGACCCCGAGCAUCCGCUUCGCAAACGCAAACGCCCAGUCAACCACCACAGGAACCGGAGUCUCAAGCAUACCACCUUCGCCGAGUACAAGGCCGCACGGAGUGUUAAGGGAGAGGAACAUAGCGAAUCCAUUGCGAGUCCGAAAUUACCCGGGACACCAAAAUCCACUAGGAGUAGCCGUCGAAGCAUUGGUUCCAGAAACGCAGAUCCCGCCAAUUCCAGUGACGAGUCCGAGACCGAGACGAGCUCCAGAGUUUGUGAUAAUGACCACCCGGAAACGUUUGAGCGGGCUUCGAAAGGCUUGAUGGAUUCCUUGUCGUUGAAAGGUGGUGGAGGUGUCGUUUUCAUGAGCACCACGGCAGGCCUUCGUCCCGAGGGUGCUCCCCAUCACUCGGUGAAUCCUUCCGUGGAUGAUUUGAAAGAAAGUGCUGCGCAGCAUCGCGUGUCAUUCGGCAGUCAUUUAACCGACCAUUCUAUGGAUAACGCACCGUCUUGGGGGGAUUCCAGCCAUUCCGUGGACAUCCUGGCCCAUACGGCUUCGCCCGCAAUACAUGAAGAUGACCAAGAUGGGAACCCGGAAGAAUUCACGCCACUUUCGCCUGAAGAUUUAGCAAAGAUGAUCCGGCGUCAUCCUCGAGGAAAACUCUACAGUUUUGGAGAUGAUGGUCUAAGCCAGGGCUCCUCAGGAGAAGAAUCACUCACGACAGAAUACUCGCCGACUUCGACCGGGACAAGACGGAGGCUGCCAUCGAGGAGCGAAGCCGUCAUUAUUGCCCGACACUUCCCAGGAGCUCGCCAGGUCAUUUUCGUUCCCCUCUGGGACGUCCAGAUUGAAUCAUGGGUCGCUUGCUUCGUUUACAACACCUCGGAUUUCCGGACUUUUGGCCACAACCCCGAUUUUCUCCACUGUAUAGCUUUCUGCAGCUGCGUUAUGACCGAAGUUGCCCGACUUGCGACUAUGGCUUCGGACCAGCAGAAGAGCGAUUUCAUCGGAUCCAUUUCGCACGAACUCCGCUCGCCCCUGCACGGCAUCUUGGCAUCCUGCGAAUUCCUGGAAGACACGGAAUGUUCUUCGUACCAGAAAUCACUGGUAUCGACAGCCGAUAGCUGUGCGCGGACACUUUUGGAUACCAUCAACAUGGUUCUGGACUACUCCAAGAUCAACUCGUUUGAAAGGAAUAUUCGGAAAGCAAGGAAAUCGCGCAAGGAUGGGGGUGCUCAAAAUGCGUUGCAUCCGAUAAUGCAGCAACCGACUCUCAACAUCUAUGACGCCGUGGACCUCGCAGCCAUAACGGAGGAAGUCGUUGCAGGCGUGGCGUUAGGCCACGUUUUCCGGGACAUCACAACCUUUGAGAAUGCGGAUGACAAACUCCAAGGGGCGCCCAAUCGGAACCUGGGUACACUGGAAGAUGGGGUAUCAUACAAGGCAACACGACCAGCUGUGGAGAUUAUCAUGAACAUCGAGGCGCGCAGGUGGGAUUUUAUUACGCAGCCAGGAGCUGUCCGGCGUAUUGUCAUGAACCUUUUCGGAAACGCAAUCAAAUACACCAGGAAUGGUUUCAUCCGGGUGAGCCUCAGCGCCAAGGAUAUCAAGGAUGCGCCAUCUCAAAACACCAACGGCGCUCAAGAUCUUCCCGCCACCAGUAUCGUUACCCUUACGAUAUCGGAUUCGGGGCAAGGUAUCUCACCUGAAUAUCUCAGGACCAAGCUCUUCACGCCCUUCGCGCAGGAGAAUCCCAUUAACCCAGGAACUGGGCUUGGUUUGUCUCUUGUGCGGUCCAUCGUUGAUAUGCUCAACGGCGAGAUCAACAUCAGAAGCGCGCUUGGCGUUGGUACCGACGUGGUGGUGACGCUACCAAUGGUCAAGGGUGGUGGUGGCAGCAGUAGCACCAACUCGACCACGACGCCAGCGUCAGUUCCCGCCUCGUCUGCGGGCACGGCGACCACCGGAACUAGUGGCACCAACCGACCCAUCCAGUCUUGUCUGAACUCCGUUAGGCUGGCCGCAUCCGGAAUGACGGCGGCGAUGUUCAGGCCACCAGAUUACGAGAAACUUACGAGCCCUCUUACCACCCGUGCGUUGGAACUCGAGAAGGCCUCGCUUGAAUGCUUCCUCAAGGACUGGUACGGCUUUUCGGAUGUCUUCAAUUGGUGUCCUGAGACUCAACCCGACCUCAUCACGGUCGACGAAGUUGACCUGCCGUAUCUUCUCGAGCUCUGCCCAUGCUUGAGGGGUAACUUGUCAAGUGGCCCUAUGCUCCUCGUCAUUCGCGCCGGUACUGGCAAAUGCUCUGCCACAGACGAACUGAUGAAGCACGUAAACCUGGAGUACUUGCCCAGGCCUGUUGGUCCAUACAAGCUAGCCAAGGCACUGCAGAACGUCAUGGACAAGCGAGCCAAAAAGAUCAGCCCUAGCAGCAUCGCGGAUUCUGUCGUCUCACCGGAGACCACGGAGGACAUUUUUGUUGAUGAGGUGGUGACUCGCGUCGAGCAAAUAACGUUGAAGACGAACCACAACGGCGCACCAGAAACCUUGAGCGUCCUCCAUCAAGGCGACAUCCUUGGUAACGACGAGAGCAUGAACGCCCACAUGGCCAUGGACACACUGCCUUCUCCCAACGCCAUCCCGCCGGUAGAGCUGAACGGAGAGUUCCCAUUCCCAGACCCAGCACCCGUACCACCCCGAGGCGACGGAACAACAUCUCCAUCCUUCGCCCCACCACCACCACCACAUGAAGAGCGACCCCACUUCGAGCAUAGCCGCACAAUGUCCUGGACACCGCAGGAAAGACUGCAGAAUGAAGCGCCCCCGGCCUCUCCUAUGAGCUCCCAAGGCGUCGCGGUGACGAGCAACGACAAGAACCACUCCUUGUCCGACCUCGUCCGCAAACCCUCACUCGCUCCCAGCCCUUUCGCUGACCCUGCCACGGUCACUACUGUCAUCAACAGACCCUCCUCCGUCGACACGGCCGGCACCGUCACGCCCAACCGCCACAAGAGCAUCAGCAGCCGCCGCAGCUCCAAGACGCCCACGCCUCACGGCCACCCCGGCGGCGGCGGCGCACGCACGCCGCGCCUGCUGCUCGUCGACGACAACGCCGUCAACCUGCGUCUACUUCAAACGUUCAUGCGCAAGCGCGCGUACACGGCCGUGCACUCGGCGGCGGAUGGCGCGGAGGCGGUGGCUGUGUUCGAGUCGCUGCUGUUCGGUAACGACAACACGAACACGAACACGAACGGUCAAAACGGCGACCACAAGUAUCAACACGUCCCCGCCCCACCCGACAUCAUCUUCAUGGACAUCAGCAUGCCCAUCAUGAACGGCUUCGAGGCGACCCGGCGCAUCCGCGCGCUGGAAGCGGAGUUUGCGGCGCAGUGCUCGUCGCAGCCGCACCUGCGCCCGCCGCCGAGCUUGAUCGUCGCGUUGACGGGGCUGGCGAGCGGUCGCGAUCAGAGCGAGGCGUUUACGAGUGGGUUUGAUCUAUAUAUGACCAAGCCCGUCAGCUUCCGCGAGGUGGGCCGGUUGCUGGAUAAUUGGGUUGCGAAUGGGGGCGUGGGAGAGGGGAGGGAGGGCGGCGCGGUCGUCGUGGUGCAGGAGGAUGGGGUGGGGCCCGUGGGGAUGGUGGCGGGGCAGGGGCAGCUGGGGAGGAAGGCGUCGGUGCCGUUUGGGCCGGUGGUGGGGGAGGUUUUGUGA